UCAAGUUUUGCUUCGAAUGUUAAGCUAAAUGCACAACAGCCGGGUCCAAAGUAAGGGAAAACUUCUCUGUGUUGAUGUGAUUUGCUGCUGCUGCUGGCCGACGACGUUCGCUCGAGAUUAAACUCUGCCAGCAUCAGCAUUCAGCAAGCUCGGCAGGCUCGGCGCGGAGGAAAGCUUUCUCUGAGAUUUCGUAAAUAUUGAACCACUUGGUUGAUAAUAUUUACUAGUCGCCGAUAUUUACUACACAUCCCGGGCACAGGUGGAUUACGCGGUGCGCUCCGAUGAAAUUGUUUGGAAAAUAUCCGUGCUGAGGGAAAAUAUUGUGCUUCCCCCCGGUGUGCUGCAGUAUCAGAGUGCGACUAAACAACCGGUAAAAUAUAAUUUAUCGAUUAUUGUUCGUUGCGGCGUGGUAGUUUUUUUUUAAGUGGAACGAUUUGCAGAAAAUAAGUCGUGGUUCUGAGAUAAGAAUAUAAAUAAUACUGUUAGUGUGAAAGGAAAAGUGUUUAGGAUUCGAGACAGCAAAACGCACGCCAGGAUUAUUAAUUAACCGUUUGCGGGAAAAGUUUCAAAAAUUCUCAUCGGAAGCGAGAUAGAUUACAUGUUGGCGACAACAGCCGCCAACAGUGACAUGGCGCCACCGGACGGCCCCAUGCAGUACGAGCCGAAAUGGUCCUCGAUGAAUAUAAUAAACCUGCCGAAAAUCAAACAGGAAAACUUCAACGGACUGAGUCAUUUGGUAACGUUACCAGCGUACGAGCAGGUCAAAUCCCCCGGAACACCCCAGCUACCUACCGUGAUAGAACGCGUGCACGAGGAACCGGAAAGUGCGGACGCAAUCAUUACCGCCACGACGACAAUCAAAACGGAUGACAUUACCAGCAACAACUUGGUCGGUGACGACAGAACCACAAACACCAGUUCCGGCAGCCCGACGGGGACGAACCGAAACACGAACGUGAAACCACCGUACAGCUAUGUGGCACUGAUAGCCAUGGCAAUUCAGCAUUCCCAAAUGAAACGAGCGACGCUGAGCGAAAUCUACGGCUACAUUACGGCUCGUUUUCCGUACUUCGAGAAAAACAAGAAAGGAUGGCAGAAUUCGAUCCGUCACAAUCUCAGCCUGAACGAGUGUUUCGUCAAGAUUCCGCGUGAGGGUGGCGGCGAGCGAAAAGGAAACUAUUGGACGCUUGACCCGCAGUACGAGGACAUGUUCGAGAAUGGUAACUUCAAGCGAAGAAGGCGAAUGAAGCGACCCUACCGUACCGGGCACUACUCGAAAAUGUUCGGAGAUUCCUAUAUGGCGAAUGCCGGAGGAUUCAGCCAUCGGCCUGUGUUUCCUCAGAAUCCCUACCAGACGUAUCCCCGGUAUGAUGCUGGGACGACCUGGAUGCCAGCUUCUCAGCUCGGUUCGUACACCACAUGCUCUACGAGGUCCAAUUACUCAUACUCAGCACCGCUCCAGCAGCCUGUGCAACCUGUGACCAUCAACACCUACGGGUCUCUGUCGAACAACCUAGUUUCAGGCGGUACCCCUCCUCCGUGUCCGCGACGGUUUGAGCCUUACUAUUCGCACUGGGAUACUGCAAUUCUCCCGAUGGUGAAGGACGAAAAUCCCAGCCAGAUGAGCGUAACGACCAUGCAGCAGAACUACCAGAAAAGCUAUCUUCCACAGCCCUAACAGCGACAGCCGGUGGCAACGGCGCCAAAACUCCAGCCGCGAUCCAAAUCCGUCUACCUGGAAAGUGAAUUCAGUAAAUUUAGGCCAACUGUUAAUCGCAAAAUUUUGCUACCCGUUAAAAAUACGUUCGUGAGACCACCACCCUUUGAUGUACCAAAUCUAGAUGAAAUUGUAAAAUAUAAUCCUGUACAAUAUUUGGAAAAACAAAUGCACACAUGCAUUUAAACUCCGGGCCUAGGUUAACGAAAUUAUUAUCCAACAACGAAAUUUAAUGUACAAACCAGCUCAUAGACAGGUAGAUAACUGAUACUGUAUAUAACUAGACUAUAAUCCAAUCAAGAUUAUUAAUUACUAUAAAAAAGAUCGGGAUCUCUAGUGUUAAGAAUGAAACCAACGAUUUUCAUAGGAUGGAGCAGAGAAAAAAAAACGCACGCAGGCUAUAAAUGGUAAAUUAUUUAUUUAAUUGAAAUAAAUCUAGCAAAGUUCGUGGCUAGUUCAAAGAGCUCCAACAGCAGCAAAUUGUUUGGCGAUUCGCGUCGUGUGUACAUGGUGAAAUUUUCCGUCCAAACAAAUCACUGUCCGACUGUUUGUCCCAAUCCUUCCUAU
Molecule: messenger RNA, 2284 nt
Organism: Sabethes cyaneus
Lineage: Eukaryota; Metazoa; Arthropoda; Insecta; Diptera; Culicidae
Product: forkhead box protein I1-like
Exons: 10
Coding region: 599-1678 (359 amino acids)
Biological process (GO): cell differentiation; regulation of transcription by RNA polymerase II; anatomical structure morphogenesis
Molecular function (GO): RNA polymerase II cis-regulatory region sequence-specific DNA binding; DNA-binding transcription factor activity, RNA polymerase II-specific
Source: RefSeq, a predicted model, not a curated record